Exophiala dermatitidis NIH/UT8656 is the source of this 1104-nucleotide messenger RNA. Its product is annotated as oxidoreductase. Gene Ontology annotation, molecular function: oxidoreductase activity, acting on NAD(P)H. The record is from RefSeq and is a predicted model, not a curated record. NCBI's taxonomy places the organism in Eukaryota, Fungi, Ascomycota, Eurotiomycetes, Chaetothyriales, Herpotrichiellaceae. Bases 1 to 1104 code for a protein of 367 amino acids. The transcript has a single exon.
AUGUCCUCACUCACACCCACGCCCACCAACCACGCCGCAUGGCUUCCAACCCGCCAGUCACCGACCAUGGUGGUCGAUGUGGCGCCAUACACGGCUCCAGAAACAGAUGAACUGGUCAUCCGCGCGCGCGCCGUGGCAAUCAACCCGGCUGACGUGGCGAUCCAAGCCAAAGGGCUCCUGUUGGCCAGCGACGACGAUUAUCCUGCCAUCCUGGGGUGCGAUGUGGCCGGGGACGUGGUGGAAGUCCAUUCUUCGUUGGCCCACGCCUUUUCGACGGGCGAUAGAGUCAUAGGCCAGGCGAGUCCACUUAGGACAAAAAGAAAGGAGAACGACAAAAAACUAUACUGUUACUCGGCGUUCCAGGAAUAUGUGGUCCUGAAGGUGCCAUUCGUCACCAAGAUCCCAGCAUCGACAAAACUCGAGGAUGCCACGGUUCUACCGCUGGCGGUUAAUACUUCUGCGACUUGUCUUUUUGCGCCUGAGUGUUUGGGCCUGAGACUGCCCAGCGGCAACAGGACCCAAGAGAGUCCGGCGAAAGAAGAGGAGACCGAAACUGAGACCUUGUUGGUCUGGGGCGCCAGCAGCAGCGUUGGCUCAUGUGGUGUCCAGUUGGCCACGCUUGCAGGCUACGAGGUAAUUGGAGUCGCCAGUAAGAAAAACCACGACAUGGUCAGAUCGCUCGGUGCGAAGCUUUGCUUCGAUCACCACGACCCGAAGAUGAUUGAUGAUAUUGUGCGUAACUUACAGGGCAAACGGCUCGUGGGUGCCUUUGACGCCAUCUCAACCGAUGACACACUCGCUGCAGUCUGCGACAUCCUGGACCGGUCCGAGGGAAGAAAACUGGUCGCGGCGGUGAUGCCAGGCGCCGAGGCCAAAGCCACCAAGGGGGUUCGGAUUACCACCAACUUUGCGGCCGCGGCCAAUGCUGUGACGGGCGGACUGGGCAAGUCGGUGUGGACAUGGCUUGGAAAAGCAUUGGAUGAGGACAGGAUCAAGUGUAUGCCUCUAGCGCAUGUGGUGGGACAUGGUUUGCAAGAUAUCCAGAAGGCUGUUGACUUCUUGGCUCAGGGAGUCAGUGCGAAGAAACUGGUGGUAGAGAUUUGA